Messenger RNA from Daldinia vernicosa, 1966 nucleotides. RefSeq lists its product as uncharacterized. The transcript is spliced from 6 exons. The record is from RefSeq and is a predicted model, not a curated record. NCBI's taxonomy places the organism in Eukaryota, Fungi, Ascomycota, Sordariomycetes, Xylariales, Hypoxylaceae. The coding region runs from base 99 to 1481 and encodes 460 amino acids.
GUCGAAUUCAACUAUAUUUAUAGAUCUGUGUCUUGAUUUGAGGAAAUCAACUAACAUUCCGAACACGAAAGAAAAUCCAUACAAUUAAUACUUGAGUCAUGCCUCCUAAAAAAGGUACCGUAACUAAGCCGUCUACUGUAGAGGCCACUGGCAAAUCCCGUCGCAGAUCUCACCGCAUUAGCCUCAGUAGUAAGAAGAGUGCAUACUUUGAGGACAAUGACAACUCAGAUGAAGAGCUACCGCCUCGUAAGACUGCGAAAACUACGGCUAAGGGGAAACCUUCUCGACGGAUAAAAGCUCAAGUAAAAGAAUCGGAUGACGAAUUGCAGUAUGAAGAUGCCAAAGAUAUAUCUGAGGAUGAUGGCCGGGAUGCCGCGUUUGCUGAGGACAACUCUGAAAGUGAAGGAGAACGGCCCGUGGCACAGAAGCGAGGUCGUGGAAGGCCUCCAAAAACCCAGACCAAGACCACACAGAAGUCUAAUAAAAAGACCCAAGAUCUAGAAAGGACAAAGAUCACGCCAAAGGCUCGGGGCAAGUCUAAGAGAGAAAAGGAGGCCGACUCCGAAGAGCCGAUAGUCGAUGAAGAUAGCGACGAUGAUGAUGACGAUGAUGACGACGAAAACCGUAUUACCUUCAUUCCAGCAAUCCAGUUAAGAGAUACUGAUGGCGUCGAAUAUGAGGAUACCCGACUCCAUAAAAACACUUUCUUGUUUCUGGAAGAUCUCAAGGCCAACAACAAACGGAGUUGGCUUAAAUCACACGAUAAGGAAUAUAGAAGGUCACUCAAAGAUUGGGAAUCAUUCGUGGAGACUCUUACAGAGAAAAUCAUCGAGGCAGACGAGACUAUUCCGUGGUUGCCGGUGAAAGACGUCAUCUUUCGGAUAUACCGAGACGUCCGAUUCAGUAAAGAUCAAACUCCGUAUAAGCCUCACUUCUCUGCAGGGUGGUCACGGACUGGCCGAAAAGGCCCAUACGCUUGCUAUUACGUUCACGUCGAACCCGGUCGGUGUCUAGUAGGUGGAGGCGUAUGGCAUCCAGAGGCCGACGCGUUAGCCCGGUUGCGCGCGAGCGUCGACGAGCGCCCCCAUCGUAUAAGUCGAGUCCUGACGAAUCCUACGUUUCGGAAGACAUUUCUACCCGAGGCAAAGUCUGGCAGCGAAAAGUCUGUGAUAGCGGCGUUCGCGGCGAAGAACCAGGCAAACGCGCUCAAGACGAAACCCAAGGGCUUCCACCCGGAUCAUAAGUAUAUAGAGCUUCUCAAGCUACGAAACUACACUAUCAGCACGCAGAUCAACGACUCGGACCUUCUCGCCGACGACGCGCAGGAUAAAGUUAUGAGUGUCAUUUCCGCUAUGGUCGAAUUUGUCACGUUUCUCAAUAGCGUCGUUAGGCCGGACCCUAACGCCGAGAGCGAUUCCGAUGAGGCUGAUGGCGGGACGGAAGAGCAGGAAGGCGAAGAAGAUGAAGAUGACGAGGAAUAGUUCGUAACUUGCUUCGGAUCUGGUGAUCCCUAUCCUGGGUGUAGGUGGUAAUGUGUAAGGUGUUGAUAAUAUUUGUCUUGUGUUUUUUCGCGCCUUACGUCGUAUAUUCUUUACCGUACCUGCGUGUCGGAAUUACCAUCGGCUCGAUCGAGAGUAGAUAUUGUACCUAUGUCAUGUAGCCGAAAGAUACUGUAGGUUCCCGUCGCAUUUCGGGUGCCAGUAAGAUAGAUCUACUUAAGAUAACGAGUUACCCGUACAAACGUACAAACUGCUGGGUUAGAUAGAGUCACUUGGUCGGGUAGUUGCAGCCUCCUAAGCGUAUAAGAGUCCACUUACCCUUCAGUUUAUAUGUAUCCAUGGUACAGCUAGCCCUUACCCUGUACGCAAAGCAUCCCGAGACUUCGGAUUUCAAACAGCAGGUGCCUGCUUCGAAAUACAAUCCAUUUAGUCCGCAUUUUAUCCUAGAAACAACAAGCACGUGAAUC